This is a messenger RNA of Tetrahymena thermophila SB210, 1820 nucleotides long. Its product is annotated as EB1 protein. Lineage: Eukaryota; Ciliophora; Oligohymenophorea; Hymenostomatida; Tetrahymenidae. Gene Ontology annotation, cellular component: microtubule organizing center; microtubule plus-end; cytoplasmic microtubule. The transcript has 3 exons. The record is from RefSeq and is a predicted model, not a curated record. Gene Ontology annotation, molecular function: microtubule plus-end binding. Gene Ontology annotation, biological process: regulation of microtubule polymerization or depolymerization; spindle assembly; protein localization to microtubule plus-end.
AAAAUUCAUCUUGCAAAUCUAUAAACCAAAUAAAUUUUAUAAUUUUUAAUGUAAAAAUGAUUAUGUUCAUAUAAAGUAGACUCGAAAAGUAUCAAUCGAAUCUUAGUUGCUUAUCCAUAAAAAAGAUAAAAAUCACGCCAAAUAACAAAAUAUUUGUUAAAAUCCUAGUUAUCGUUUGCGGGGCUUGAUGAUGUUUUAAAUGAGAAUCUAUCUAAUCACUAAGAGUAUUUUAGGUGAACAAAUGAUUUAUAUUUAAAUAUUAUUUGUAUUAUAUUUGAUAUUAUUUAUAAAGUUUUCAUAAACUAAAACAAUAUACAAAAAAAACAAGUAAAAAACAAUUAAAAGCGAAAUAUUUUACCAUUUUUUUAAGAUGAGUGAGGCAAUAGGAAUUAUGGAUCCAGCAUACUUUGUCAACAAAAAUGACAUCCUUAAAUGGAUUAAUAACACACUUAAGCUUAACAUAGAAAAAAUUGACCAUUUAGGUACAGGAGCAGUUUAUUGCUAAUUUUUGGAUAUGAUUUAUCCUGGAUAAGUUUGCAUGGGUAAAGUUAAUUGGAAAGCCAAAUUAGAAUACGAAUAUCUUAGCAACUUUAAGAUUGUUACUAACUGUUUGGAGAAAAAUGAUGUUAAAAAGCACAUUGAUGUAAAUAAGUUAGUAAAAUGUAAAUAUCAAGACAAUUUGGAAUUCGCUUAAUGGUUUAAAAAGUUCUUUGAUACAAAGUGUGGUGAUAGAAAUGCUGAUUACGAUCCUGAAGCAAGAAGAGCCGUAAAAAUCAGUUCUGUUGUUGAAGUUCCUAAAGUUGCUAGAAAGGAAGAAUAGACUAAGUAAAAGACAAUAGCAGCAUCAUAACCUUCAACUUAAGCUGCAAAUAGUACAGUAAAAAAAGCUACUCCUUCUAAACCUGCAACUUCUGCUUUGGCUAACAACAAUAAGAGAACUUUAGGUCAAAUGUACAAUGGCAACUCAAAUGGUAAGCCAGCUCUUCACUCAAAUACUAAAACUAAUACUAAUACUACUGCAGCUCAUAAUCCUUCUAGUAAAGUAACAAAUCCUGCUAAAACAGAGAGCAAAGAAUACAGUUCUUUAAUUAAUAGCAUAAAGGAAAUUUUAACUAAGGGAGAAUCUGACUAAGAAAUUGUUAAUAAAAUUAGAACUCUUGUUAAAGUAGAUGUAGCUUAAAAAGAAAAUACUGCUAUUAAACCAGAAGAAAAAGAAAAUACUGAUAUUAAGCCAGAAGAAAAAGCUGAAUUGCAAAAUAGCUCUUAAAUUAAGUAAAUAAGUGACUAAUCAAUAUUCAAGGAUACCACAAACACUUCUUUUAUCGAAUAGGAAAAUUGAAUAACCUAAAUAAAUAAAUAAACAUAUAUAAUAUCUUGAUAACAAGCAAAAGAUUAGCAAAGCCUUUCAAAAUAUAUAGUAAAAUAGAAUAUAUAAUAGUAGAUUUAAUUCACUGAACAAAAUAUUAUUAACCAAUUAAUUAAUUAAACAAAUACUAAUCAUUUGAGUAAAUAAAUGAAUUUAAAUCUAUAUAUAGCAUUAAGAAAGGAAUUGAGUAAGUAAAUCAAGAUGAAGUCAAUAUAAAAAAUACUAAUAGCUUAUUUAUAGAGGAUUGUACCAUCUCACUUUAAUUAAUUUAUAACAUAAAUUUAAUAUGCAUACCAAUCAAAUUAUAAAUGAUUAAAUUACAUUUUAUUUUAUAUUUAUGUUUUGGAGUUUGACAAAUUUUUGAUGUAGCUUGAUUUUUUUUCCUUUCAUAAUUUUUAUUGAUUUUCUAUCAUCUUAAUUUUUUUUAUAUUUUUAUAAGAUAUUUAUUUUUUAU